AUGGAAGUUUGGUCGCAGCCGAAGCCCGCGCCGCUGGCCAGGCCCCUUGCAGGGCGAGCGGCGCCACAAGCCACAAUUUCUUCAAUUCAGGGGAUCGAUAGGCAAAGGGAGAGCGCCGAGAUUCGAAAUCGGCCCGUGGCCGAGAGAGACGGAAAUACCCUCAAGGUCGCCUGCUCCCAGAGGCUGGUGUCGCACACGUCGAGUGAGAGAGCCAGCGGCCGGGAGAACGGUGAUCACGAUCUUGUUCUGACCAUCCACGCCGACUCCACGUGCCACAACUCAUCAAAGGUCAAAACCAUGUGGCUCAAAACCGUCUUCACGUCAGGCCUGCUUCUGGCUGGGUCCGUCUCUGCGCAAAGCAAAGAGGGCGUCGAUCCUCUUGACGGUUCCGGCAGCGACCUUUAUGACAAGGAUCUCUCCAAAUGCAAAGGCUACAAAGUAACCAAGCACUGGGAGACGCGGUCCGGGUUCUACGCAGACCUCUCCCUCGCGGGCGAGCCCUGCAAUGUGUUCGGGACCGACCUGCCCAACUUGAAACUGCAAGUCGAAUACCAAACAAAUGACCGCCUGCACGUCAAGAUCCUCGACACCAACAACACGGUCUACCAAGUUCCCGACGAAGUCUUCCCGCGCCCGGGCUUCGGUCAGUGGUGCGCCGGGAAAGACUCCCAGCUGGUGUUUGACUUUGUCAAAGAUCCCUUCUCGUUUACCAUCACCAGACGAGACACCGGCGAGGUCCUCUUCGACACGAGCGGGACUGCUUUGGUAUUCGAGAGCCAAUAUGUCCGCCUUCAGACUCGUUUGCCGUCUAACCCCAACCUUUACGGUCUCGGCGAGCAUAGCGAUUCAUUCAAACUAAAUACUACCAACUACACGAGGACAAUCUACACCCGUGACUCCUACGGCGUUCCAUCGGGCGAGAACCUGUACGGAGCUCACCCGAUCUACUUCGAUCAUCGGGAAACCGGGACCCAUGGUGUCUUCUUGCUCAAUUCCAAUGGCAUGGACAUCUUGAUUGAUGAUGCAAACGGCGAGCAGUCCUUGGAAUACAACAUUCUGGGUGGCGUGCUUGAUUUCUACUUUGUAGCCGGGCCAUCUCCUCGCGAGGUAGCGGUCCAGUACGCAGAGAUCACCAAGCUUCCCCUCAUGAUACCGUACUGGGGUCUCGGUUUCCACCAAUGCCGAUACGGCUACCGGGAUGUGUACGAAGUCGCUGCCGUUGUUGCAAACUAUUCGUCGCAUGAUAUACCUCUGGAGACGAUGUGGACCGACAUCGACUACAUGGACCGCCGCCGCAUCUUCACAAUUGACCCGGAACGGUUCCCCGCUCACCUCUACAAGGACCUCGUCGACACACUCCACGCCCGAGACCAGCGCUACAUCGUCAUGGUGGACCCCGCCGUGUAUUACAAGGAGUCUAACCCUGCCCUCGACGCCGGACUGGUUCCAUCCCGCGUCUCAGCAGUACUGGACCGAGCAAUUUUGGGCUUCUUUGACGGCGUCAACGGUCCCGACAUUGAUGGCUUGUGGAUCGACAUGAACGAGCCGGCCAACUUCUACAACCGCCCUUACCCGGGCAACAACACCACGCCGGAGCACUUUGCCGAGGUUGACGGAGAUCCGCCCAAGCCCCCGCCCGUUCGGGACGGCCCGGACGCCCCAAUCCCCGGAUUCCCCGAUAGCUUGCAGCCCAAUUUCGCCGCGGGGGUCACCACCCGCCGGCACGAACCCGCCACGCACCAGCCUCGCGUGCGUCAGUCUCGCGGCCGGGGUCGCGUGGCGCUGGUCGCUGGCGCUCUGCCUCGUCUCGCUGGGGCAACGGCGGCCGUGGGCGGCCGGGAACCGGAUGGCAGCAUGGCGGAAAAACCGGCUCCGGCUAACGGUGCGGGCCCCACGCUUGCUGACAGCACUGCGGAUACGGAUGUGGUGCAGAGCGGCGGGUAUACGCAAUACGACACGCAUAACCUCUACGGCGCCAUGAUGUCGUCGCACUCUCAUAAUGCCAUGCGUGCGCGCCGUCCGGAUGACCGCGCGCUGGUGAUUACUAGGAGCACUUUUGCCGGCUCCGGUAAGGACGUUUCGCAUUGGCUCGGAGACAAUAUCUCUGGAUGGUCAUGGUAUCGAAACUCCAUCAGCCAGAUUCUUCAGUUCGCUUCUCUGUACCAGAUCCCUGUCGUGGGUCCUGAUGUGUGUGGUUUCGGCGGCAAUACUACCGAGAACCUGUGCGCUAGGUGGGUUACUCUGGGUUCAUUCUACACCUUCUUCCGCAACCACGCGGAGAUCUCUGCCAACUCGCAAGAAUUCUAUCGCUGGCCUACAGUAGCCAAGGCGGCGCGGAAUGGAAUCUCCAUCCGUUACCAGCUCCUCGACUACAUUUACACGGCCUUGUAUAAACAAAACCAGACUGGCACGCCUACACUCAACCCUCUCUUCUUCAACUACCCCAACGACCCCAACACGUACCCCAUCGACCUCCAGUUCUUUUACGGAGACGGCAUCUUAGUCAGCCCCGUUACUGAAGAGAACAGCACAAGCGUCGACUACUACCUCCCCGACGACAUCUUUUACGAGUGGGAAGCGGCAAGCCGGUGCGAGGACGGGGAGAAUAUUCCUCGGCCGAAAAAGCGCAAACACGACAACGGCUCUCCGCCAAAGGGCUUCAACGUCGUGGUCGCCCCUGGCUUGGACGGAAGCGCAAAGGGGGUGUUUAAGAUGACUGGCUCCUUUGAGCACGAUGCCGGCGUCAGCAUUGAAACUAUUACCGUGCUUGGUGUAGACUCUAAGCCCGACGUCAGCGAAGACGCCGAGUAUGACGAGGAGACGAAGAAGUUGGUGCUCCAUGUUGACGUGCCGCUGACCAAGGAAUAUACUCUGGUUAUCGGAUAA
Molecule: messenger RNA, 2886 nt
Organism: Parascedosporium putredinis
Lineage: Eukaryota; Fungi; Ascomycota; Sordariomycetes; Microascales; Microascaceae
Source: the annotation of a GenBank genome assembly